This is a messenger RNA of Suillus paluster, 864 nucleotides long. RefSeq lists its product as uncharacterized. The record is from RefSeq and is a predicted model, not a curated record. The coding region runs from base 1 to 864 and encodes 287 amino acids. NCBI's taxonomy places the organism in Eukaryota, Fungi, Basidiomycota, Agaricomycetes, Boletales, Suillaceae. The transcript is spliced from 3 exons.
AUGGCAUCCACGUUCAGUCUUCCUGAACCGCUCCAGAGGUUCCUCAGCAAGUUCCCCCUGCACACGUACCCGCCAAUAGAAGUCACAGCAAAAAAUCCCUUGCAAAGGCCUACAUUAUGGAUUGCACCUCCCCGAACAACUGCAAUCGACCAAAACACUAACUCUGAUAUUCUGAGCGCAGACGUGGAAUGUCUCAAAUGGCAGGCAUAUAUCGCCUUGCGUGGGCUCACGAACGUCGCAGUCCGGUGGGACAUCUCUCCAGAAGGUGGAAUCGAUGGUCGUUUGCCUUGCCUACAUACUCCUGCAUUCGAUGCCAAAGAUGAGCUGUUAGCACCACGCGGUAUCCCUGGUUGGGUGGAUGGACGGGUUCACGGUGGGAACGAUCCGCUGAACGGUUACAAGGAUGGAUCUCUCCAAGACGAGAGCCACGCAUGGGUCUCCUUGCUCGAGGGUGUCGUGCAUGCUGCCUUGGUUCUAUCAGAACCUCCACAACCUGUCCUUUCUCAACUCUUCCAGACAGCCGCCGCUGGAGGGAUGGCCAUAGCAGUCACUCUUAGCCCACCACCUGCUCCUCUCACUGGCUUGAGCUCACUUCUACCAUCAUAUGGAACAAAUAUUUCACUGUCAUCCAUCCAAGGCCAGUAUGCGGAGGCCAUCGCUUCACUCUCAGAACGGCUUGGAACUGACACAUGGUUUCUUGGCUCAGAAAAUCCUACUGCCUUAGAUGCACUUGCAUUCGCGUACCUACACAGUCUUUUCAAUAGCAAGGAUAGCACGAGAAUUGAGGUCACUCGACGCGUGAACCUUGUUGCCUGGGAGCAGAGAGUACGGACACAAGUAGAGGCAGCGUUCACCGUAGCCUAG